CGCUGGUCGCUGUGCUCUGAAACCUGCAAUCAAUCCUAUUCUUAGCUCAUAAAAUCCUUCUAAUUUGAUGGGAAAAUGGCAGUACUUUUGGAGACUACCCUUGGUGAUCUAGUUGUUGAUUUGUAUCCAGAAGAAAGACCAAGAUGCAGCUUGAACUUCUUGAAGCUGUGCAAGAUCAAGUAUUUCAACUUCAAUUUGAUCCAUUCCAUUCAGAGAAACUUCAUGGCUCAAACUGGAGAUCCAACAGGAACAGGGAAAGGUGGCGCUUCUAUCUUCAGCAAGCUGUACGGGGAUCAAGCCAAGUACUUUGAGAUGGAGAAUAGUCCAAGGAUCAAACACAGAAAGAAAGGGGCACUCUCUAUGGUCAACAACGGAGAAAACAUGCACGGAUCGCAGUUUUUCCUGACUUUGGCUGAGGAUCUGGACUAUCUUGACGGUCAGCACACUGUGUUUGGUGAGGUGACGGAAGGAUUCGACGUACUAGACAAGAUCAAUGAAGCAUUCUGCGACAAGGGGAAUAGACCUUACCAGGAUAUCAGAAUCAGUCACACCAUAGUCUUAGAAGACCCAUUUGAUGAUCCUGACGGUCUUGAGAUACCAGACAGAUCCCCUGAGCCAACUAAAGCACAGCUAGAGAGUGGACGUAUAGGAGCCGAUGAAAGCAUUGAAGACGACGACGGAAAGACUCAAGAGGAGCUGGAAGGCGAAGAAAAGAAGAAAGACGCCACUGCCAAUGCACAUAUCCUGGAAAUGAUCGGUGAUCUGCCAGAUGCGGAUGUGAAACCUCCAGAGAACGUGCUCUUUGUUUGCAAGCUCAAUCCUCUCACCACCUCCGAGGAUCUAGAAAUCAUCUUUUCAAGAUUUGGCAAGAUUUCAAGUUGUGAAGUGAUUAAAGACAAGGUGACUGGAGACUCCCUGAGCUAUUCCUUCAUCGAAUUUGAAAGGGAGGAAGACUGCGAAGAAGCCUACUUCAAAAUGGACAACGUUCUCAUUGACGACCGUCGCAUUCACGUCGACUUCAGCCAGUCUGUCGCCAAACUCAACAUGGGACCAUCAGGUCCCAUAAUACCCCAGACUGGUGGAGAAAGCUCAAAAUAUGCUAUCAAGGGCACCAAGAGCAGACAAUCACAAAAGUACGGUCUAGUGCUUGAUGAGGGAGACAACUCCAGAGGUCAACAGAGGUCACAGCAAAAGAAGCCACGCAGGCAACCAUCUGAAAGUGAUAGUGACGAUGACAGGCACAGAAUGAAAUCUAAAAAGGAUGAGAAGAAACACAGAAGGAAGGACAGCUCCUCUGAAGAAUCUUCCAGCGACGAAAGAAGACGGCAGAAGAGAAAAAGAAUGAAAGAUAGGCAGGAGAGCUCGGCAUCCUCGGAAGACGAGAGAAGCCGGAGAAUAAAGAAGAAAGGAGCGAGGGACGACUCGGAGAGCGAAGACGGAAGGAGGCGGAAACGAUCGCAGGGGAUGCGCCACGAGGAGGAUUCAGGGUCUUCAGACGACGACGAGAGGCAUUCCAGACGGAAGAAAGGUCCAGAUAGAUUCAGAGAUGAUAGAUCCAGGAAUGAUGAACAAGGGAGAGGUAGGGGAGAUGAAGAUAGGAAGAGGAGGAAAGACGAAAGAAGGGAGAAAGACAGAGACACUGGGAGACAUGGAUAUAGGGAUGGAGAUCGGGAUAGGAGUCGAGACAGAGAUGGAGACAGGCAUAGAGAAAAAAGCAGGGAUGGUCAAAAAUACAGAGAAAGGGGAAGGGACAGGUAGUAAAUCAUGUAAAUUUUUACUGUAUGAUGUAAUUAUGUUCUUUCCCCAUCUUUUUGUUUGAAAUGGGAGUUGAAAUUAAUCUUGCAGUGUCUGAAUAAUUUGUUGAAAGCCCAACAUGAUGUAAAUGAAUAAAAAUACAAAUUAUGCUUUCUGUCCACUGGUAUAAUAAGGAUUGUUAAAGUUUAUGAGUUUGAAAAUGUUGAAUAUAUAUCCAACAUGUUCAGCACUGAUAAGGAUUACCAUUCUUACCGUAACAGUAACAAUGUGAACACAAGCCCCCUCCCCCUUUAAUGCUUCUGCAUUUCGCAUUGAUGACAUUUUGGGAUUGUCGGGUCAUAGCUAGGUCAAAGGUCGUAAAGAUAAAUGGACAUGUAGUUAGGCCUAAAAUAAAAACUUGUUGCAUUGCCCUUUGCGACCGACCCAAAAUUCUGAAAAUCUAUGGUCGGCAUUUUAAAAAAGUUUUUUUUUUAACCGUUUUUUAGAACUGUUUUUAUUAAUGAAUAACAAAAAAAAAUGUAUCGGCCCAAAAAGGGCGACAAAAAAAAAAAAUUCCGACCGGCCGACCCAUGUUUUGGCACCUAAAGGGCAAUACAACAAGUUUUUUUGUAGGCCUUAUAGGCUUUUUGUUCUAAUCGUGAUAUUUCAUGAUCUUGACUGAAUUUAGACUGGGGCAUUAUGGAGAUGCAGUCGCAUCUGCCGUUUUUAUAAUUCAAUCAAAUUCAAAAGUAGAUGUAAUAAAAAUGAAUUUCUUUUUGCAAAAA
This is a messenger RNA of Strongylocentrotus purpuratus (purple sea urchin), 2519 nucleotides long. RefSeq names its product peptidyl-prolyl cis-trans isomerase sig-7. Gene Ontology annotation, biological process: protein peptidyl-prolyl isomerization. Gene Ontology annotation, cellular component: nucleus. Gene Ontology annotation, molecular function: peptidyl-prolyl cis-trans isomerase activity; RNA binding. The record is from RefSeq and is a predicted model, not a curated record. The coding region runs from base 76 to 1758 and encodes 560 amino acids. Lineage: Eukaryota; Metazoa; Echinodermata; Echinoidea; Camarodonta; Strongylocentrotidae. The transcript has 13 exons.